AUGAAAGAUCUUUCAUCUCAUGUGCCUAACAUCUCGAAGGAGUCUUGGGAGAACCGUCCAUCCGCUAAGGGUGGGCUGCGUGUGGAAGUUUUACUAGGAAUCGUUCGGCAUACCUUGGCAUGGACCGAAGUGGUUGGGGAUUUCCAACUGUCUGAUCUGAUAACAGGCUGACC
Messenger RNA from Strongylus vulgaris, 173 nucleotides. The record is from the annotation of a GenBank genome assembly. NCBI's taxonomy places the organism in Eukaryota, Metazoa, Nematoda, Chromadorea, Rhabditida, Strongylidae.